GCAGUUGUUGAUCACUCUUCGUGUGGCAAAUUGAGCAAGGAGCGAGCGAAGGAGGUGUCUUGAAGCAUCUUCAAACACGUUUGUAUUACAUUUACGAUAGAAUUUACGUUGAUUACUACGAUAUUUGUGUAAAAUAGACCUGUCAAGCAUUGCAUAGGCCUAUUAUUUAUCUGGAAGGAAGUGCCGAUCGCUUAAAAUCGGGAUUUGAAUUUGGCUGCGUUUGCUUUGUAAACAGGCGUCGUUCUUUAGCAAAUCGUUUAUAAUAUGUCGAAACUGGACGAUUUUGGAGAUUUGGACGACCUACAUUUGCUGGAUGGGCUUUCUUUGCAAGAAAUCGAAGAACUUUCUGAAGCCAUUGACCCAGAGAAUGAGCUGUUGCCCGCUGCUGAGCGGCAACCUAACCAAACGGAUAAAGAGGAUACUGGGCCCUACCAGAGGGAACAUCUCCUGAAGCAUAUGGAGAAAGAAGCUCUCGAGUCAAAAGUUGGCGAAAAUUAUCUACCCUUCAAGAAAGAAACCCGGGGGAAGGUUUGGAAACCAAAACCGAGACGCCAAGCACCUGCAACGAUUCUUCCUGAUGACCUUAGUGAGGCACUGGAUGGAGCUUCAGUCGAUGAAAUAGCGGAGCUUGCUGCUGUGCUUGGCCUUCAUGGUCUUCUCACACAAGAACAAAGUGCAUUUGGAGACGUUGAUAUGAUUGGAAAGUCUUUGCGUGGAAGUGGAUUGAGGAAAGCAAAACCCAAAUUUGUAACUGGUAUAAAACAGAAGAAGGAUAACAGUCUGAAUGCUGUGAACGAAUUAGAUCUGGCUGACGCAUUAGAAAAAUUAAAAUCAAAUGAUGCAAAUUUAACAAAUCUUAAUGUAAAUAAUCAUAAAGACAUUAACGAGCUGAAUGCAAUUGAAACGAUAAUCGAUUGUUUACAAAACAAUACGCACUUGAAGGUUCUAUGUAUGGCGAACACGCAUAUGCAGGAUCGACAUGCCAAGGAUUUAGCCGAAGCAUUAAGGAAAAAUUCAACACUAGAAUCAUUAAAUGUUGAAUCAAACUAUAUCACUGGUGUUGGGAUAAAGUGCAUAGUUCAAGUCUUAAAAGAUAACGCAGUGAUAAAGGAACUUCGCAUUGCCAACCAGUCUCAAAUGGCUGGCAGUCAGGCAGAAGAUGAAAUUGCAAUAGUUUUGAAAGAAAACAAAACAUUGCUCAAGUUAGGAUGCUCAUUUGACUCAAGAGGUCCCCAAGUGCUGGUUGACCAAUACAUACUCCGAAAUAACGAAAUAGCCCGCAAAGAACGGAAAAGGCUGGAAGAGGAAUGAAGGAAAUGUUACCACAUCGUAUUGUAAUUACAGAUACCCAAAUAUCGAUAUCAAGAUGCGUAUACGAUUGUAUUGUAGAAAGUAGAUUUUAUUUAACUUAAUCGGUAAUCCUGUAUUCUUUUAUCACUAUCUCAAGAGCAUUGCGGGUCUUUUCUCAAUAACAAUGUACAAAAACGUUAGAUAAUUUGCAAUGGUCACACCAGUUCUAUGAAAUAUACUGUUUCUCUAUCCAAGGGAAUAUCUCCCAGGAAUAUUUUGACACCAUUAAAUCGAAAAUUGAUUCAACUUUAUGGUCAAAUUGGACCAAUUUUAAUAAAGAAUAUCUUUGUGUUAUGAUAUAAACAAGUCAUAAACUUGAAAUUUGGCAUUGUGGUAGAUUCUUUCUGUGAAAUACACACAAAGAUGUUAUUUAAAAGUUAAAGCGUAACAUGGUUCAAAGAAACACCGACAUAAAAUAGGUAAAAAUUUCGCUCCAGUAAAAAAAUGAAAAUGUCACUAAGGGCGUCCGCGCCGGUUUUGCCGAAAUCUUGGAGUUUUUAAAAUGGUUAAUAACCUGUCAUUUUCAAAGUUAAACUGUCUGAUUUUGCCCGAAAAAAGGGGUCUGGAAAGUCGAGGAAAAAAAUAGUCGCGAUAAAAUUGACCUUACUGAUCUCUAAUUAUUUAGUACUGCAGUAGCAUAGACAACAAAAAUGGUUAGAGCAGACAAUAAUAUGGGGUAAUAAAUUAUAAGAUUUUGGGGUUAUAUCUAUUCCUAGACGAGACACCAUUUUUGCAAACAUUCCUAGUACCGUUUCUGGUCAUGUUUCCACAUUCAGUUAAUGCUAAAUACACGAAUAUAAUCCAUGCGAUUAGGUUAGGAUCAGGUUUAUGGUUGCCUAGGGGUAAACCCUGGAAUCAUUAUCCGGCAAUAAGUACAAUGCACACGUACACUCUAUUCAAACAUAGAUUCGAGCCUUCAAAGUAUAAUCUUGAUGUAACUUAUUUCAAAGCAACAUGGUUAAUUACAAUAAGUAGAUAUUGGUAUUGA
Molecule: messenger RNA, 2338 nt
Organism: Dendronephthya gigantea
Lineage: Eukaryota; Metazoa; Cnidaria; Anthozoa; Malacalcyonacea; Nephtheidae
Product: tropomodulin-3-like
Exons: 7
Coding region: 265-1311 (348 amino acids)
Biological process (GO): pointed-end actin filament capping
Molecular function (GO): tropomyosin binding
Source: RefSeq, a predicted model, not a curated record